GCUACUUCUUAGCCAAUGCUCGAAACGCCCUUCUAACCGCCCUUCCUGUCCUCCGCUUCCUGCCCGGACCGUACAGUCGCAUGUGGCAGCGUCUUAACGACGGCAAGGCAAAAAUCAUCAAAAACUACUAUGUAUCCCAAAAGAAGACACACAUUCCUGGAAAACCACGUGGAAUCUGCGACACAUUUUUUGACGCUCAGGAGGCGGAGAAGGCGGACGGUGACGUGGUGCUGACUGAUGAACGAGUUAUAUCUAACAUAUUAGAAGUGGUCGUAGCAGGAAUCAUCACGACUUGGUCACUUCUCAGUUCCACCAUGUUCCUCCUUCUCCACCACCCGGAGUUCCAAGACCGCCUGGCCAAGGAACUGCAGGCAGUUGCGAAACAAGGCGAAGAAAUCACAAGUAGGGAUUAAGUUAAGUGCCCCCUCAUGGAAGCUCUGGAGUUGGAGACCCACCGUUUGCUGCUCGUUAACCCUACACUAGUAGCCCGAUUGUCCAGUAAGGAUGUAAAAUAUAAAGGGUAUACCAUAAAGGAAGGAACAAUUAUAAUUUCGAACGUGUGGAAACUUCAUCAUGACGAAAAGCUUUGGGGAGAUCCCUGGAAAUUUCGACCGGAACGUUUCUUGGACGAGAAUGGUCAACUGGUAUCCCGUGACCACCCGUAUAGAACAAGUUGGAUGCCAUUCGGAAUUGGCAAGCGCUCUUGUCCAGGGGAACCGUUUGCUCGCGCUCGCUAUUUCCUGUUCGUGGCCACCCUGCUACGCAACUGGAGAUUCUGUCCUUCCAAGGACCAGCCACUGCGGGACUAUGAUCCUCGACACCUGGAGAAUUUCGACCUUGAAUUCUCAAUCCGGCCCAAACCCUACCUGUGUCGCAUUGAAAAAAGAGAAUGGAAUUAAAAAGAAAUACAAAAUUAUGUUUAGCUUGAGCUCUAUAAGUAAUAGCGAGACUUAUGUUAUUUUCAGGUAAAAAUCAAUUUCUAUAUUAUUUUUGGU
Molecule: messenger RNA, 995 nt
Organism: Mya arenaria
Lineage: Eukaryota; Metazoa; Mollusca; Bivalvia; Myida; Myidae
Product: methyl farnesoate epoxidase-like
Exons: 5
Coding region: 429-899 (156 amino acids)
Molecular function (GO): iron ion binding; oxidoreductase activity, acting on paired donors, with incorporation or reduction of molecular oxygen; monooxygenase activity
Source: RefSeq, a predicted model, not a curated record